Molecule: messenger RNA, 5948 nt
Organism: Oncorhynchus masou masou (cherry salmon)
Lineage: Eukaryota; Metazoa; Chordata; Actinopteri; Salmoniformes; Salmonidae
Product: chordin-like
Exons: 21
Coding region: 262-3117 (951 amino acids)
Biological process (GO): multicellular organism development; negative regulation of BMP signaling pathway; dorsal/ventral pattern formation
Molecular function (GO): BMP binding
Source: RefSeq, a predicted model, not a curated record
GUCAUUGCCUCGGAAAAUCUCCAACCUCUGGUCACUUUCUCUGCUUCUCUCUGUUGCACAACUUGGGAGUCUUUAUUUCCGAAUAGGAAUAACUUCAAGACCAUCAACAAAUUGGCGACUUGAAUGCUGACCUAUUCCUGAUUAUUUAGAGAAGGUUUAUUACUGGAGUGACAACUUACGUUCACGUGAAAGCUUCUAAAAAACGAAGGGAAGAAGUUUUCAAGAACAAAAAGGGAAAAGAGAAACCGGAGCCAGUUUGGGAUGCUACCACUAGCCGGGAUGCAGACUCGCCGCGCGCUGAGUUCCUUACUGUGCGUGAUGAGCUGCGCGUGGCUGCACUCUGGACUGGCCUCACGGCAUAAAUCUCCCGUUCUGCCCAUCCAUUCGGAGAGGGAACCUUUACCAUCCAAGGGCAUGUCAGGAUGUUCAUUCGGAGGAAGAUUCUAUUCUCUGGAGGACACUUGGCACCCUGACCUCGGGGAGCCGUUUGGAGUCAUGCACUGUGUCCAAUGUUACUGCGAGACACAAAGGGGUCGUAAGAGUAAGGUGUUGGGGAAGGUAAGCUGUAAGAACGUCAAGCGGGACUGUCCUGAGCCUAGCUGUGAUGACCCAGUACUGCUACCUGGACAAUGUUGCAAGACCUGCCCCAAAGGCGAGGUGGACAGGAAGCAGGCGGUGUUUGAUGGCUUCGAGUACUUCCAGGAGAAGGAGAAAGAGGAUGACCUGCACAAGUCCUACAAUGACCGCUCAUACCUCAGCUCUGAGGACAUUUCCUCUGGGGAGAGCCGCACUGACUUUGUAGCAGUGUUGACGGGAGUGACAGGCUCCUGGUUACCCAGCUCCAGUGGUGUGGCCCGGGCACGCUUCUCUCUCACUAGAACCAGCCUGACCUUCUCCAUCACCUACCAGAGGAUUGGGAGACCAAGCAGGGUUGCUUUCCUUGAUUCAGAUGGAAACACUGCGUUUGAGUACAAGACCCCUAAGAGAGACUCAGACAUGAUCUGCGGGGUGUGGAAGAAUCUUCCCCAAUCCCACGUGCGACAGCUUCAGGCAGAACAACUUCAAGUUACUAUGACAACAGCCACUGGUAGACGGGAGCAGAUCGAAGGAAAGAUCAUCAAACACAGAGCACUGUUCGCAGAGACGUUCAGCUCCACUCUGACCUCAGAAAAAGAGCAUUCUGGGAUGGGAGGCAUCGCCAUGCUGACUCUGAGUGACACAGAGAACAACCUUCACUUCAUCCUCAUACUGCAGGGAUUGAUACAACACAGACAGAGAGACUCCCCCCUGGUGCCCAUCCGGGUACAACUGCAGUACAGCCAACAUGUCCUGAGAGAGAUCCAUGCCAACGUCACCGCCUAUGACCCAGACUUUGCUGAGGUACUGACAGACCUGAACAGUCGGGAGCUCUUCUGGUUGUCAAGGGGCCAGCUGGUGAUCGCCGUAGAAACCGAGGGCCCGGACCCCAGACACAUCUCUGGCUUCAUCACCGGCAGGAAGUCAUGUGACACCAUCCAGAGUGUCAUGUCCAGUGGGGAUGCAUUGACAGCAGGGAAGACGGGUGGUGUGGGAUCAGCAUUCUUUCAUCUCCAUGACAACGGCACCCUGGACUACCAGGUCCAGAUAGCGGGGUUAUCCAGUGAAAUGGUGGGUCUGACCAUCGAGCUAAAGCCUCGCCGGCGCAGUAAGCGCUCCGUGCUGUAUGACCUAACUCCAGAGUUCGACAGGCCCAGCGGGCGAGCGACGGGAAGCUGGAGUCGUCUGGAGGCGCGUCACAUCCACAUGCUGCUGCAGAACGAACUGUUCAUCAACGUGGCUACAGCACACAGCCAGGAGGGGGAGCUACGCGGACAGAUCAGAGGCCUGCUCUACAGCGGUCUGGAGGCACCCAGACAUGAGAUCCCUAUCCCUCUGGCAGGCCAGUUUGUGGCCCCUCCAGUCCUGACCAGUGCUGGGGGCCAUGCCUGGGUGUCUGUGGAUGAGCGCUGUCACCUCCAUUAUGAGAUCGUGGUGGCAGGGCUCAGCAAAGCUGAUGACCUCACAGUCAGCGCCCACCUUCAUGGAUUUGCCGAAAUCGGAGAGCUUGGCGAGAGCAGCACCAAUCACAAGAGACUGCUGACAGGGUUCUAUGGUUCUCAGGCCCAGGGUGUGUUGAAGGACAUCAGUGUAGAGUUGUUGCGUCACCUGGACAGAGGGACAGCCUUCAUCCAGGUCAGCACCAAGGUCAACACCAGAGGAGAGAUACGUGGACGGGUCCAUGUGCCUAACAACUGUGAGUUUGGGACAAGGGGUGAGGUGGAGGUGGCUGAGUUUGAUGGCCUGUUUGUGCAUGAUCCUGAGGAACUAAAGAAAGAUCCCCACACCUGUUUCUUUGAGAGUCAACACCAUGCCCACGGCUCACUCUGGACCCCGAACUACAACAACUGUUUCACCUGCAGCUGUCAGAAGCGCACAGUGAUCUGUGACCCGGUCAUCUGUCCAGUCCUCACCUGUUCUCGCACCAUCCAACCUGAGGACAAGUGCUGCCCCGUGUGUCUCGAGAGGAAAGACCCCAAGAACAUGAAGACUCCAGAGAGGCUAGAUGAGCAUCCAGAAGGUUGUUACUUUGAGGGGGACCAGAAGAUGCAUGCUCCUGGGUCAACAUGGCAUCCAUUCGUCCCUCCAUUUGGCUACAUCAAGUGUGCCCUCUGCACCUGCAAGGGGGCGACAGGCGAGGUGCACUGUGAGAAGGUGACGUGUCCAGCCCUGACCUGCAGUCGUCCGGUACGCCGUAGCCCCUCAGACUGCUGUAAGGAAUGUCCGGAGGAAGACAAACCCCCCUUGGUGCACGCUGACAUGAUGCAGGCAGACGGAACGCGUCACUGCAAGUUUGGGAAGAACUUCUACCAGAACAGUGACAACUGGCACCCCCGUGUACCCCUGAUGGGAGAGAUGAAGUGCAUCACCUGCUGGUGUGACCAUGGUGUGACUAAGUGUCAGAGGAAACAGUGUCCAGUCCUGACCUGUAGUAACAUCACCCGCCGGGAGGGCAUGUGCUGUCCUGAGUGCCAAGAUUCCAAAGAGGAAGAGGAGGAGCUGAUGAAAGUUCCGGAAAAGAAGAACAGCUGGAGACACUGAGCUGAGAUCCCCUCUCCACCCGCAUCCCCCACUUCUACCAUUCCCGCACCACCCCCCCCCCCCUCUCUCUACCUACCCCCUCAUGGGCAGACCUAGACCUGCACACUGGGUCAGCUAACACCCCCUAAAAUCGAGACCCCUAUAACCCUCCAGCCCCAACCCACAACCCCCUUGUCCACUCCAACCCCUUAGUCAGCCUAAGGAUUGUAACGAAGGAAGGAAAGACAAACAGAAGAAAAGAAAGAGAAGCACUGAGGUGUCAUGGAAGGGAAUGGAAAGAAGGGAACAGAAAGAGAUCUGAAGUGGACCAACCACAGCUGCUGCAGCAGUGUCUUUUGACUGGUUCCUCCUUUGAAAUUUGCCAUUUUUGUUUUGUUUUCAGUUCUUUCGUCUCCCUGUGAUGAAUUUUGCCCGCCCUUUCAAAAAUCACUUGCAAUUACCCUUCAUAUUCGAAUACAACAAGGUUUGCUUAGUUCUUAAAAUGGAUGUGUUGAUAGUCUUUGCAUUGUUGUGUGUGUGUGUGUGUGUGUCUGCCUGCCAGUGGUAAAAAUGCUUGGUGGCUAGAUGGAAACACACAAAACAUAGUCAGCGAUGCUCAGUCUAUCUGAUAAACCAGCACCACACAUGUCCUGUCAUCCCAUCCAGUCAGCACCACACAUACGUCCUGUCAUCCCAUCCAGUCAGCACCACACACACGUCCUGUCAUCCCAUCCAGUCAGCACCACACAUACGUCCUGUCAUCCCAUCCAGUCAGCACCACACACACGUCAUCCCAUCCAGUCAGCACCACACACACGUCAUCCCAUCCAGUCAGCACCACACAUACGUCCUGUCAUCCCAUCCAGUCAGCACCACACACACGUCCUGUCAUCCCAUCCAGUCAGCACCACACAUAUGUCCUGUCAUCCCAUCCAGUCAGCACCACACACGUCCUGUCAUCCCAUCCAGUCAGCACCACACAUAUGUCCUGUCAUCCCAUCCAGUCAGCACCACACAUGUCCUGUCAUCCCAUCCAGUCAGCACCACACAUAUGUCCUGUCAUCCCAUCCAGUCAGCACCACACAUGUCCUGUCAGCACCACACACAUGUCCUGUCAUCCCAUCCAGUCAGCACCACACACAUAUGUCCUGUCAUCCCAUCCAGUCAGCACCACACAUGUCCUGUCAGCACCACAUACGUCCUGUCAUCCCAUCCAGUCAGCACCACACAUACAUCCUGUCAUCCCAUCCAGUCAGCACCACACAUACGUCCUGUCAUCCCAUCCAGUCAGCACCACACACGUCCUGUCAUCCCAUCCAGUCAGCACCACACAUAUGUCCUGUCAUCCCAUCCAGUCAGCACCACACAUAUGUCCUGUCAUCCCAUCCAGUCAGCACCACACAUAUGUCCUGUCAUCCCAUCCAGUCAGCACCACACAUGUCCUGUCAGCACCACACACAUGUCCUGUCAUCCCAUCCAGUCAGCACCACACACAUAUGUCCUGUCAUCCCAUCCAGUCAGCACCACACAUGUCCUGUCAGCACCACAUACGUCCUGUCAUCCCAUCCAGUCAGCACCACACAUACGUCCUGUCAUCCCAUCCAGUCAGCACCACACAUACGUCCUGUCAUCCCAUCCAGUCAGCACCACACACACGUCCUGUCAUCCCAUCCAGUCAGCACCACACACACGUCCUGUCAUCCCAUUCAGUCAGCACCACACACACGUCCUGUCAUCCCAUCCAGUCAGCACCACACAUGUCCUGUCAUCCCAUCCAGUCAGCACCACACAUGUCCUGUCAUCCCAUCCAGUCAGCACCACACAUACGUCCUGUCAUCCCAUCCAGUCAGCACCACAUACGUCCUGUCAUCCCAUCUAGUCAGCACCACAUACGUCCUGUCAUCCCAUCCAGUCAGCACCACAUACGUCCUGUCAUCCCAUCCAGUCAGCACCACACACACGUCCUGUCAUCCCAUCCAGUCAGCACCACACACACGUCCUGUCAUCCCAUCCAGUCAGCACCACACAUACGUCCUGUCAUCCCAUCCAGUCAGCACCACACACACGUCAUCCCAUCCAGUCAGCACCACACACACGUCCUGUCAUCCCAUCCAGUCAGCACCACACAUACGUCCUGUCAUCCCAUCCAGUCAGCACCACACAUAUGUCCUGUCAUCCCAUCCAGUCAGCACCACACACGUCCUGUCAUCCCAUCCAGUCAGCACCACACAUAUGUCCUGUCAUCCCAUCCAGUCAGCACCACACAUGUCCUGUCAUCCCAUCCAGUCAGCACCACACAUAUGUCCUGUCAUCCCAUCCAGUCAGCACCACACAUGUCCUGUCAGCACCACACACGUCCUGUCAUCCCAUCCAGUCAGCACCACACGUCCUGUCAUCCCAUCCAGUCAGCACCACACAUGUCCUGUCAGCACCACACAUACGUCCUGUCAUCCCAUCCAGUCAGCACCACACACACGUCCUGUCAUCCCAUCCAGUCAGCACCACACAUACGUCCUGUCAUCCCAUCCAGUCAGCACCACACACGUCCUGUCAUCCCAUCCAGUCAGCACCACACAUAUGUCCUGUCAUCCCAUCCAGUCAGCACCACACAUAUGUCCUGUCAUCCCAUCCAGUCAGCACCACACAUAUGUCCUGUCAUCCCAUCCAGUCAGCACCACACAUGUCCUGUCAGCACCACACACAUGUCCUGUCAUCCCAUCCAGUCAGCACCACACACAUAUGUCCUAUCAUCCCAUCCAGUCAGCACCACACAUGUCCUGUCAGCACCACAUACGUCCUGUCAUCCCAUCCAGUCAGCACCACACAUACGUCCUGUCAUCCCAUCCAGUCAG